AGUUGUUCGGCGGGAGUUUCGUAAGUAGCGGAGGCAGCGGGGAACCCCGAACCGGACUGACGCGGGAGAGGACCUUCUGCGGCGACGCCGAGUUUGCAGAGGAUGACGUCAGUGACCAGAUCAGAAGACCAGGAACCCACGAUGUCCGAGACUCAGGAUCGUCCAUUGCAGCCAAGUCUCAAGCCUUUGGAAGCAUUGCCUCAAUCCUCUGCCUACCAGGAAAUGAUGACGCAAGGCGUUUCAGAGGAAAAAAACCACCUUGGCUCGAACCCUGGAGAGGGGGAAAGUUGUGGUGCCGACCACCAGGAGGGAUCUCAGUUGAGGUCCUUUCAUUUGUCCCCUCAAGAACAGUCUAUCCGUCCUCAAGACAGAAGGCAGUCCUGGAGACGAGCAAGCAUGAAAGAAGUAAACCGGCGGAAGUCAUUGGCUCCCUUCCACCCAGGCAUCACAGAGCUCUGCAGGUCCAUCAGUGUGAAGUUAGCCCAGAGCCAACGGCUGGGCGCCCUCCUGCUCUCCAGCUUCCAGUUCUCUGUUGAAAAACUUGAACCUUUCUUAAAGAACACUAAGGACUUCAGCCUUGAAUGUUUUAGAGCGAAAGCAUCUUCUCUCUCUGAAGAAUUGAAACAUUUUACAGACAGGCUGGGAAAUGAUGGAACACUGCAAAAAUGUUUUGUUGAAGAUUCAAAAGAAAAAGCAGCAGAUUUUUCACUGGAAGCAUCAGUAGCUGAGGUGAAAGAAUAUAUAACAAAGUUUUCUUUAGAGCGUCAGGCCUGGGAUCGGCUCUUACUGCAGUACCAGAACGAGGUUCCACCUGAAGAGAUGCCCAGAGGAUCAACUGAAACCAGAAUCACUGAAGUCAAGGUGGAUCCUGCAGCCUACCUCAGGUCUUCCCAGAAGGAAGUUCUUAGCACGAAGCCAGACUACCAGAGAAUAGUACAAGAUCAGAACCAAGUCUUUGCCUACGUGGAGUUAGUGAUGGAUGAGCUCCAAGGAUCAGUGAAGCAGCUGCAAGCCCUCAUGGAUGAGAGUACUCAGUACCUCCAGAAGGUGUCAGUACAGCUCAAGAAGAGAAGUAUGGACCAAUUAGACUCUUCACCUGCUCGGAAACUGCUCAAGCUCCCCCUCCAGAGCUCACCUUCCACGCAGUGAUGAGGAUCCUGUCAGGGACCCUACCUCACAGCAGUCAGCUGGAAUGUCCCAGCUCUACAGCACUUCACUGUUGCCGAGUGACAGCAUGUAUGUAUCCAGAAGAGUGUGUUAAGGACACUUUUUGUCGGGAUGUGCACGAUGCUCAAAAUGGCCUUCAGAACCAGUCGUCCGUUGCUCCUAACAUCCUCAUGGUCAGCGCUUUUCAUCCCAUAAAAUAAUCCAGAGACAUCUAAAACCAACCUCAAGGAAAUGUUUUAGAGGCCAAGGUGGGUUGUUGCCAUAAAAGACUGACGCUAAAGUUUGUGAGUGUGGGACUGAAGGUGGAUUAUAGGAUGUUGUCACAUAACGGGUAUGUGUGGACACUUUACAGCAUGCCCAUUUUCUGAAGUGUCCUAAUCUCUGUAGAGUGCUUUAGUUUUUAAUAUUGAAUUGACUUCCUGGAAUCUAAAUUCAUGACAAGAAAAGGCUGUGCCAAUUUAAUUUUUUCCUUUGGGAAUUACCCCUGCCUCCCUAAGAAUUGACCCCAGAGCUUUGUGGGUGCUAGGGAAGCACCCUCAAGAAGCUGCACCUUUAGUCCCCAUAUUUUGGGGUUUUUAAUAUUUUUUUUAAGUUCUGUUAGUGAAUGGCGUGUUAUUUAAAAACCGUGUGUUGUCAUUUCCUGGGGCUGAGAUAGAGUUAUUUAACCUCUUAUCUCGAACAUUAGAUGGAUGUUAGAAUCUAUGUCGUAAGGACACUGUGAGGAUUUGUUUAAAGAGUAAAAGCCUAGAACAAUGUUAUAGUUUGUUGUUGAAGACUUAAUAAAAUGAGUAUACUGUAGUUAAUGAGGUGGGAAAGCUACUAUCUCAUAUGGAAUACCACAUGGAGAACUCAAGCAGAUACAUAAAGUCUGGAUUAGAAAUAAACUUACAAGUUUUGCCUAGUUGUUGAAGUGUACACUAUGUGACAGUGUGUCUCUGCCCUUCCUUGCCUUCCUAAAAAGCACCUUGUGACUGGUUAAGAUAAAAAGCCUGUAGCCUGUAGCAGAAGGCUGGAUACUAACGUAGUACAUCCAGAAAGAGGAACUCUGGGAAGGAGUCAGGUACAGGAGAGUUGCCACCCAAAGUGUCAACCUCACCCAAACUGAGGAGAGGUGAC
This is a messenger RNA of Mus musculus (house mouse), 2283 nucleotides long. It is a transcript of the gene Dsn1, whose product is annotated as DSN1 homolog, MIS12 kinetochore complex component. Bases 103 to 1149 code for a protein of 348 amino acids. Gene Ontology annotation, biological process: chromosome segregation; cell division. The record is from RefSeq and is marked validated. Lineage: Eukaryota; Metazoa; Chordata; Mammalia; Rodentia; Muridae. The transcript has 11 exons. Gene Ontology annotation, cellular component: MIS12/MIND type complex; fibrillar center; kinetochore.